This is a messenger RNA of Oryzias melastigma (Indian medaka), 2242 nucleotides long. It is a transcript of the gene inhbb, whose product is annotated as inhibin subunit beta B. Gene Ontology annotation, molecular function: cytokine activity; growth factor activity; hormone activity. Bases 335 to 1492 code for a protein of 385 amino acids. The transcript has 2 exons. The record is from RefSeq and is a predicted model, not a curated record. Gene Ontology annotation, biological process: BMP signaling pathway; SMAD protein signal transduction. Gene Ontology annotation, cellular component: extracellular region. NCBI's taxonomy places the organism in Eukaryota, Metazoa, Chordata, Actinopteri, Beloniformes, Adrianichthyidae.
GCACGCGCGCGCAUGAAAAUGUGUGUGGGGGGGGAUUCUAUUAUUGUUACCAUUAACUAUCAUUGCCAGCGCGUGCAUGCCGCGCGUGAGAGUGUUGAAAGUGGGUUUUCCGCGCCGUCGGCUCAAAGGACGCGCGUGCCAUAAUCCUGCUGCCCACGUGGUUCCCGCCGUAUAAAAGUUGGGCAGCGCGAGGCUCUGUCUGAUUCAAACUUGCUCGUGCGCAGCAUCUCGGUUCAGCGGCACGCGCCACAGUUCGGACUGCGCGUGCACUACUCAGGAGGACUGCGGUUCUGGUCCUGGUCCAUUCUAUUUCCCGCCUGACUUUCUGGAGAAUAUGACCUAUUUUUGCCUGACAGUUUUGCUCGCGUGCGUCCUGAGCGCGCGCUGCAGCGCUCCUAGAGAGGCGUGCGCGUCCUGCAGCGUGAGGACGCACGCGCAGUCGGAGCUCAUAGAGGCGGUGAAGCGGCACAUCCUGAGCCGCCUGCAGAUGAGCGCGCGCCCCAACAUCACGCGCCCCCUCCCGAAGGCAGCCAUGGUGACGGCGCUGCGCAGGCUGCACGCGGGAAAGCUGCGGGAGGACGGGCGCGUGGAGAUCCCGAGCCUGGACGGACACGCCUUCAGCAACGACGCGCACGCGGAGACCUCCGAGAUCAUCAGCUUCGCGGAGUCAGACGAGCAAACGCCACCCGGCUCGGGCCUGUUCUUCCACAUCUCCAACGAGGGUCAUCAGAACCUGCUGGUGGCCCAGGCGCACCUGUGGCUGUACCUGCAGCUGCUGCCGGGCGGACCUGAGAAGGGUCUUCGGAGGAAGGUCUCCGUCACGAUCCGUUACCUGGAAGCGGGCGUUACAAACAGUGCUAACAGGAGCCCAGGAGAGGCAGGAAGGGAAGCGGGUCGCUGGGUCCAGGUGGAGAAGCGGGUGGACCUGAAGCGUAGCGGCUGGCACACCUUCCCACUCUCGGAGGCAGUGAGGGCCGCGCUCGGGAAGGGCAACCGCCGGCAGGACCUGCAGGUCGGCUGUGAGGGUUGCCAGGCCGCCGGCGUGGCUCCGGUUCUGGUGGAUCCGGACCGGCCGUCCCACCGACCCUUCCUGGUGGUGCGAGCACGGCUGGGGGACGGCAAGCACCGCAUCCGGAAGCGAGGGCUGGAGUGUGACGGCGACAGCGGCGGCUUGUGCUGCCGACAGCAGUUUUACAUCGAUUUCCGCAUCAUCGGCUGGAAUGACUGGAUUAUUGCCCCGGCCGGGUACUACGGGAACUACUGCCAGGGCAGCUGCCCGGCCUACAUGGCGGGGGUCCCAGGCUCCAUCUCGUCUUUCCACACGGCUGUGGUGAACCAGUACCGCCUCCGGGGCAUGGACACGGGCUCUGUGAGCUCCUGUUGCAUCCCCACCAAACUUAGCACCAUGUCCAUGCUGUACUUCGACGACGAGUACAACAUCGUGAAGAGGGACGUGCCCAAUAUGAUCGUGGAGGAGUGCGGCUGUGCCUGAGCCCCCCCGGCUGGAAAGGCUUCUGCAUUCACCCGCUGUGCUGGCAUCCGCCACCACACGGUGUUCCAGCUGGUGCUGGGAACGCAGCACUGCGUUCGUUUGCCAUCUCUAGUCCAAAACAAUGGCAGAGGGUCUGGAUGACUCCGCCUCCAUCUGCCCCGCCCCAAAGGACACUAAGCACUGAGACUCCCUGUUCUGAACACCAGCACUUCCCCUGCAGAGUUACAGGACAAGGAGACGCCGGUGGGCUCCGAGCGACAACCGCGCCGCACAAACUGAAAUGCACGAUCUGAUCAGCACUUGCAGGACUUUACAGAGAAAAGAUGCCUUGGGCGGGGCCAGCGGGUCCCGCCAGGUCGCCUCAAAAGUGCCACGAGAGCUAUGCAACGUAGAAAAGCUUCAAACCACGCCGUGUCUGCUUCCUUCGGGCUUGAAAUACUUGAAACGGGAUCUCUCCACAGCGGAGGAUCCGUGUGACGUUUGCACUGAAAAAGUUGAGAGAUUAGCUAAACAAAAGCUGCCAAGAAAAGUUCUUUUUCUAGAAGAAAUCGUUUCAGCUGUUUUUCACCAUUUAUUGAACCAAAGAGGCCACAACUUGAGCUGCAGAGACGUGAACGAGCGGUUCAGGGUUCGGACCGGCUCAGCUUCUGUCCAGAACUUUCAUCUGUGUCUAUUUAAAAGAACCAUGGGUUCGUCUCACAGUUUAGUCCGACUCUUCGGCUCCUGUCAAAUAAAUGUUUUCAUAAAGUU